UCACUCCUCUCUCUCUCUCACUCCACCUUCCUGACUCCUGCAGCUUGGUGCAACCUGCUCACUCUGAAACCAUGGCCAAGGACAUGACUCUGUUCUGGGGCUCCGGCUCUCCUCCCUGCUGGAGGGUGCUGAUCGCUCUGGAGGAGAAGAACCUGCAGGGGUACAACAGCAAAAUGCUCUCCUUUGAGAAGGGAGAGCACAAGUCAAAGGAAGUCAUGGAGGUCAACCCGAGGGGUCAGCUCCCUGCCUUCAAAGAUGGAAACACUAUCAUCAAUGAGUCCUAUGGGAUUUGCAUGUACCUUGAGGACAAGUACAAGACCAAGGGAAACAAGCUCAUCCCUGAGUGCCCGUCUGAGAUGGCAAUGAUGUAUCAACGCAUGUUUGAGGGUCUCACACUCUUCCAGAAAAUGGCACAUUCCCUCUUCUACACACGGUUCGUCCCAGAAGGCGAGAGGCACGACUCUGCCCAAGAGAGAAACAGAGCCGAGCUGAAAGAUGAAAUCCAGCGAUGGGAGGGAUAUCUCAAGCAUAAUUUCCUUGCUGGAGAUCACUUUUCAUUGGCUGAUGUGAUUGUUUUCCCAGUCAUCGCUUUUCUCUUCCGCUUUGGUUUAUGUGAGGAGAAAUUCCCUAAACUGGCAACUUACCAUAACGCUCUGAAGGAGAGACCCAGCAUCAAAGCUUCCUGGCCUCCUACCUGGAACGACGGUCCAGGAAUGGACUCACUGAAGAACCUCUGAGCCUCUGUCCACAUCGUCCUCAUGCAUAACCACUUCUUCUGCUGUAAAAGUUCUCAAAUUUUUAACUUUGAGAAGAAUCAAAAGCAUUUUCCUUUUCUAUAUUAGGUGGUUUUUCAGAUAUUUGUGUGUAAUUUACUCCACAGAAGAUACUUUAUUGUGUUGUGAACAAAAUAUUAAUAAAUAAGCUUUGAUUCCAA
Molecule: messenger RNA, 934 nt
Organism: Nematolebias whitei (Rio pearlfish)
Lineage: Eukaryota; Metazoa; Chordata; Actinopteri; Cyprinodontiformes; Rivulidae
Product: glutathione S-transferase A
Exons: 6
Coding region: 72-737 (221 amino acids)
Source: RefSeq, a predicted model, not a curated record